This is a messenger RNA of Mesitornis unicolor (brown roatelo), 1180 nucleotides long. RefSeq names its product transmembrane protein 206 (gene PACC1). The transcript has 7 exons. NCBI's taxonomy places the organism in Eukaryota, Metazoa, Chordata, Aves, Mesitornithiformes, Mesitornithidae. Gene Ontology annotation, cellular component: cell surface. The coding region runs from base 58 to 1017 and encodes 319 amino acids. The record is from RefSeq and is a predicted model, not a curated record.
CUGAGUGAAGAUGUGGAGCGAGUAUCUGAAAACCUGACAGAUGAGAGAGGAGGAGAGAUGGAAGUUCAUGAAGAUGCCAGCUCUGUUAUUUUACCAGAUAGUGAAUUGGGCACCACUACCCCUUCUUUGCGUUUCAGCAAGACCUGCCUGAAGAAUGUUUUUUCAGUAAUUCUCCUGUUUAUUUAUCUGCUGCUCAUGGCUGUAGCUGUGUUCCUUGUUUACCAAACCAUCAGUGACUUCAGGGAGAAGCUCAAGCACCCAGUGAUGUCUGUCUCUUACAAGGAAGUGUCCUUGUAUGAUGCACCUGGUAUUGCCUUUUACCCAGGCGAGGCUCAGCUGCUUAGCUGCAAGCAUCAUUACUAUGAUCACAUUCUGCCUCUGAUAAAUCCAGGUCAGCCAGGAGACAUUGAAUGCACCACUCAGCGAAUCAACUACACAGAUCCUUUUACUAAUCAAACUAUGAAGUAUGCUUUGGUUGUUCAAGGUCCUCGUGAUGUGAAGAAAAAGGAACUGGUGUUUUUGCAGUUUCAUUUAAAUGGAACAGACCAAGAUUUUAGUGCCAUUGACUACCUGCUGUUUUCUUCUUUCCAGGAGUUCAUCAACAGUCCAGAAAAAGCAGAAUUCAUGAAGGACUGUGAAAGUUCAUACUCCAGCUGGAAGUUUUCCGGAGGCUUUCGAACUUGGGUCAAGAUGUCCUUGGUGAAAACAAAAGAAGAAGAUGGUAGUGAGACUGUUGAAUUCAAGCAAGAGACUAGCGUGGUUAACUACAUUGACCAGAGAACUAAGUCAAGAAAUGACCAGCUGUUUUUUGUGGUAUUCGAAUGGAAAGAUCCUUUUAUACAGACCGUUCAAGAUAUUGUCACAGCAAAUCCCUGGAACAUGAUUGCUCUUCUUUGUGGAAUCUUUUUGGCUCUGUUUAAAGCAGCAGACUUUGCAAAGCUAAGCGUUAAGUGGAUGAUCAAAAUCCGAAAGAGACAUCUGAAGAGGAGGAGUCAAGUAAUGAACCACAUAAGCUGAGACUAAGACUGCCUUUUAACUGUUCAUAGCAGAAGGGAUAGAAAAUAACUGGAAUACACUUGGAUCAGCAAUGCAGCAGUUAAAGAUGCAAACCAGGUAUGUUUUCUUCCAGAAAAAACACGGCUGGAACAACAGCCUAGUGAAAACUGGCCUUUGAACUUCA